AUGGAGGUGCUACUCGGCAUUCAUGGCGUUUGGGAUGUGAUUGAUCCCGGACUAGAUGACUUGAAGAAAAACAACAUCGUGAAAGGAUUGUUGUUUCAAUCGAUUCCGGAGGAUUUAAUCCUUCAAAUCGGUAAUUUGAAAACCGGAAGAGAGAUGUGGGAAGCGAUUAAAACUCAUAACCUAAGAGCUGAUCGUGUGAAGGAAGCCCGACUCCAAACUCUAAUCACGGAAUUUGAAAACUUAAAGAUGAGUGAUACUAGUACAAUAGAUGAGUUCGCUGCAAAAUUAUCUGGAAUUGCUUCGAAAUCCGCCUCACUAGGAGAAGUUAUGACUGAACAGAAGCUUGCGAAGAAGUUUCUUACGAGCCUCCCUAGGCGAUUUGUACACAUUGUUGCAACCCUUGAACAAGUUUUGGACCUUAAAACGAUAGGCUUUGAAGACGUGGUUGGUCGCUUAAAAGCUUAUGAAGAAAGAAUCAAGGGUGAAGACAAAGUAAUCGAGACUCAAAAUAAAUUACUUUAUUCCAAAACCGAAUCGUCCAAUAGAAACACCGAUUCAUCAAGAGGAAGAGGUCGGGGUUCAAAUAACCGUGGAAGAGGACGAGGUGGUAGACGUGGUCGGGGUAACACUCAAAAUCAAGGUCACUCGGAAUCCUCUAAAAAUCGUGAAGAUCAAAAGCAAAAAGGAAAACAACGCAAGCAAAGAGAUCUCUCAAAUAUUCAAUGUUACCGGUGUGACAAAUAUGGCCACUUUGCUUCAAGAUGCCCGGACCGAAUAAAAAAUCAUGAGGCUAACCUUAAUCAGACACACGAAGGAGAUACAAAUCAUGAAGAAGGGACGUUCUUUAUGACGAAUACAAUUCAAGAAACAGUGUUCUUGAAUGAAGACAAAUAUAUCCCUCCAAAAGUUGAAGCAAAUUACGAUGAAGACGAAAUUUGGUACCUAGAUAAUGGUGCGAGCAACCACAUGACCGGCAACUACUCUUACUUUUCUGAAUUAAAUAAAAACAUAACGGGUAGAGUGAGAUUUGGAGAUGGAUCGUGUGUUAGCAUUAAAGGAAAAGGGUCAAUUUUGUUCGAAGCAAUGUUAUUAGCCUCGGGCAAUCUACAAUAG
Lactuca sativa (garden lettuce) is the source of this 1113-nucleotide messenger RNA. RefSeq lists its product as uncharacterized. Lineage: Eukaryota; Viridiplantae; Streptophyta; Magnoliopsida; Asterales; Asteraceae. Gene Ontology annotation, molecular function: zinc ion binding; nucleic acid binding. The record is from RefSeq and is a predicted model, not a curated record.